UUGAGUUUAGCAACAAGCUAAGCUGCUACAAGAAGAGGAAGUUUGUGUGUGUCGGAAAUGGCGGAUGAUGAGGUUGUUGUUUUGGGAUUCUGGCCAAGCAUGUAUGGGACGAGGGCAACGAUAGCUCUGGACGAGAAGGGUGUCAAGUAUGAGUACAGAGAGGAGGACUUGAGGAACAAGAGCUCACUGCUUCUGCAGAUGAACCCGGUUCACAAGAAGAUCCCGGUUCUCAUCCACAACGGUAAACCGGUCUCUGAGUCACUCAUCAUUGUGCAAUACAUUGAUGAGGUUUGGGAGGGUAAAGCUCCUUUGCUUCCCUCUGAUCCUUACCAGAGAGCUCGGGCCAGGGUCUGGGCUGAUUUCAUUGAUAAGAAGGUACCUGAUGCUAGGAAGAAACUAUGGAGCACAAAAGGAGAAGAACUUGAGGAAGCCAAGAAGGAAUUCAUCGACAUCCUUAAGCAGUUGGAAGGAGAGCUUGGAGACAAGCCUUACUUUGGGGGUGAGAGCUUUGGGUUCUUGGACAUUGCUCUCAUCACAUCCUACAACUGGUUUUAUGCAUUUGAGACCCUUGGAAACUUCAGCACAGAGGCAGAGUGCCCCAAGCUGAUUGAAUGGGCCAAGAGGUGCAUGCAGCGGGAGAGCGUUUCGAAAUCUCUUGCCGACCCUAAAAAGGUGUAUGAGUUUCUUCUUGGCUGGAUAACUGGAUAGAAUAGGCUGCUAGCCAGUCCUGCAAUCAAAUGUUAUGUUGUUGUUCUCUUCUGGUUCAUUUUCCUCUCAACUUUGUUUUUCCAGUGAGAGAUC
Molecule: messenger RNA, 801 nt
Organism: Prunus dulcis (almond)
Lineage: Eukaryota; Viridiplantae; Streptophyta; Magnoliopsida; Rosales; Rosaceae
Product: probable glutathione S-transferase
Exons: 2
Coding region: 58-708 (216 amino acids)
Biological process (GO): glutathione metabolic process
Cellular component (GO): cytoplasm
Molecular function (GO): glutathione transferase activity
Source: RefSeq, a predicted model, not a curated record